AUGUCUCUCAUUUCGCUGAUCAAUGGUUUCCUUCUAAUCCUAUCACUACGUACGGGACUGGGUACAAUUGGAGUUGCUGAUGCUGUUACUUUGUCGUCUACAGGGUCAAGCGUUAGCCUUGAUGGCAUCUCAUACUUCAUUUCCCCCUACUCGUCAGGCACAUUGUCAUUGCAAGGAUUGGACCUCUCGACAUGUGUCUCUGUUGGUGGUCUGUACCCUGUCACCCUGCUGAGCGAUGCGAAGGCCGGGAGCAACUUGUCUGUCCUUAUGGAAACCUUCAGGGCUGAGGACGACGUCUUUCAAGCUGGCUUUAUGCAGAUAAUCUACGCCCCUGAUGCUUCGGUAUUCGAAGAUGAUGACAUAGCUUCUUAUGGUGUCAAGACAACUCGUACAUUGGAUGAGUAUGCCGCUGUACCCCAAGGGCCUUACUUCAUGUCUGCGUCAACUGGAGAUGUCUAUAUGGCAUACAGGCUGUAUUCCGACUUUGGAGGAUCAUUCACAGAAGCUAUAUUUGCCACUCCAGAAGGUAGUUUUACGACAUUGUCUGCAGCGAUUGAAGGGUCAGCAUCUUUGACCAUCGGCGUGCCCUCCCGUCUGUACUACACCCCGUCAGUUGAGCAGCCUCUCGUCGGCGUUCGAGUCGGUAUCAAAGAUAUCUAUGAUGUUGCUGGCGUGAAAACAGGCAACGGCAAUCGAGCUUUCCACAAUUUAUACCCACCAGCUGCUGCUAAUUCUGUUGUUGUGCAGAAAUUGGUCGAUGCCGGUGCAAUCAUCGUGGGAAAGUAA
Messenger RNA from Endocarpon pusillum Z07020, 786 nucleotides. RefSeq lists its product as uncharacterized. The record is from RefSeq and is a predicted model, not a curated record. NCBI's taxonomy places the organism in Eukaryota, Fungi, Ascomycota, Eurotiomycetes, Verrucariales, Verrucariaceae. The transcript is spliced from 2 exons. The coding region runs from base 1 to 786 and encodes 261 amino acids.